AGGUCGCGGCGGAGGAGAUCUGCAGUCUGCGGAUCCAACCGGUCCCCGCCGGGAAAAGGAACCGCAGUGACCUAUGAUGAUCUACAUAUCAACUUCACUCAGGAAGAGUGGGAUUUGCUAGAUCCUUCCCAGAAGAAUCUCUACAAAGAUGUGAUGCUGGAGACCUUCAGGAACCUCACUACUAUAGGGUACAUUUUGGAGGACUGUAACACUGAAGAACAUAGUCAAUGUUCUAGAAGACCUGCAAGAAAUGAAAAAACACAUACUGGAGAAAAAUGCUGUGAAAUGAAGCAAUGUGGUAAAGCCUUUGCUUAUCACAGUCAUCUUCAAAUGCAUGAAAGAACACACACUGGAGAGAAACCCUAUGAAUAUAGUCUAGAUUGUAGUAAGGCCUUUGCACAUCACUGUGAACUUCAAUUGCAUAAAAGAACACAUUCUGGAGAGAAACCUUAUGAAUGCAAUCAGUGUGGUAAGGCCUUUGCUCAACGUGGUAAUCUUCAAACACAUAAAAGAACACAUACUGGAGAGAAACCCUAUGAAUGUAAUCAGUGUGGUAAGGCCUUUGCUUACAACUGUGCUCUUCAAAAUCAUAAAAGAACACAUACUGGAGAGAAACCCUAUGAAUGUCAUCAAUGUGGUAAGUAUUUUGCACGUCAGGAUCAUCUUCAGUUGCAUAAAAGAACACAUACUGGAGAGAAACCUUAUGAAUGUAAUCAGUGUGGUAAGGCCUUUUCUCAACACAGUACUCUUCAAACCCAUAAAAGAACACAUACUGGAGAGAAACCCUAUGAAUGUAAUCAGUGUGGUAAGACCUUUGCUCAACACAGUAAUCUUCAAAUGCAUAAAAGAACACAUACUGAAAAGAAACCCUAUGAAUGUAAUCAGUGUGGUAAGACCUUUGCUCAACACAGUCACCUUCAAACACAUAAAAGAGGACAUACUGGAGAGAAACCCUAUGAAUGUGAUGAAUGUGAUAAAGUCUUUGCUCAGAACUGUGCUCUUCAAUUGCAUAAAAGAACACAUACUGGAGAGAAACCCUAUGAAUGA
This is a messenger RNA of Chionomys nivalis (European snow vole), 1047 nucleotides long. RefSeq names its product zinc finger protein 431-like. Gene Ontology annotation, biological process: regulation of transcription by RNA polymerase II. The record is from RefSeq and is a predicted model, not a curated record. Gene Ontology annotation, molecular function: RNA polymerase II cis-regulatory region sequence-specific DNA binding; DNA-binding transcription factor activity, RNA polymerase II-specific. The coding region runs from base 154 to 1047 and encodes 297 amino acids. Lineage: Eukaryota; Metazoa; Chordata; Mammalia; Rodentia; Cricetidae. The transcript has 5 exons.